This is a messenger RNA of Hypomesus transpacificus, 1894 nucleotides long. RefSeq names its product interferon gamma receptor 1-like (gene ifngr1l). Lineage: Eukaryota; Metazoa; Chordata; Actinopteri; Osmeriformes; Osmeridae. The transcript has 7 exons. Gene Ontology annotation, molecular function: protein binding. The record is from RefSeq and is a predicted model, not a curated record. Bases 176 to 1378 code for a protein of 400 amino acids.
UUAGAAAAAACACGAAUGCGAGGCAGCCAUAGGCGAAAAGCUGGAACUUGGGUGGCUGGAACUACGGAAGGGGAAUUAGCUACUUGAUAAUGCACGGAAUUCCAUAAUAAUAUGUUAAUAUACAGUAAAAUGUUAUAGUGUAGGUCUACAUUAGCGUAGUACACAUGAAAACAAAAUGAAUGUAUCAAUUUUCCUGGUCAUUUACUUCAUUCUUAUAAUUCAAAAUGUCGACUCGUACGUGCUCGCGGUGGACAAUGUGACCGUGGCGUGUCACAACCUGCAGACCGUGGUGUACUGGAACCACAGCCAACCACAGCUGCAGCCUCACUUCAACGUCACCCUACAAUCCUACUAUGGGGGCACGCACACGCAGGUGUGUACUGACACCCCAGCCUAUUACUGCAACGUUUCCGCGGCAACACAGGGAAUCAUCAGAGAUGAUUAUAUCGUCUUUGUGACCGUGUCUGGUCAGAACGAGUCCCAGCAUGCCUCCGCCAUCACGUUCAGCUAUGAAUACAGUUCCUCCCUCAAACAGAUCUGCUCAGUGGACCUCCCCUUGGUCAACAUCUCUGUCCAACCAGAUCACCAUGUCAAGGUCUACUUCCCCCACCCAUUUCACAUCUACAAAAAGGCCAUUAACCCAUCAGAUUGGGAAAACUUUGAGAUAUUUAACUACGUCAUCAUCACCAAGGACCAGAAGGAGCAUGGUUUCUCCUGCGACAGCGAACACCACCAUGUAUGUGAGGCUCGGUUACCGGCGGAGAUGGCAGCAGACAAACACUGUGUGAACAUUAAAGGGUUAAUGGGUGCCUUAACUGUUACGACUCCUGAGCUCAUCUGCAUAGACGAGCCUCCACCAGCCACGGAUGCCUCCCUGACCGUCCUCUAUAUCAUGCUCCCUGUCAUAAUAAUCCUGGUUGUCGGCUGUGUGCUUUACAUGGUCUUCAGAAAAUGGACCAAAGUCCCUCUGCCCGAGUCUAUAGCCAAGAUGCUGAAAGGGGUGAAUGGCUACCCGCUGUGCGUAGAGGCAACCAACAUAUCUCCGCUUAGUGAGGACUCCACUAGCCCCACUAGCUGCAGCCAUCUGCUCUCAGUGGAGACCCCCACGACCAACCUCCACCCUGCACACUCCGACCCUGGCCUCUCGGGACAGCAGACCCACUUCCCCUUGCCCUUUCGCCGUCCGACCCAGGAGGUGACCGAUGAGGAUGUGACAGCAUUACCCCGUGAUGAGUCGAGCCUGCAGGGCGAGGUAGAGAUGGUAGAGGAGGCUCAGUUGGACUGUAGGGAAGAUCUUCAAGCUGGUUCAGGUUACGAAAGGCGGGACAAUAUUAUAGUCGAGAUGGAUGCUGGAGACAUGGUAGAGGCCUACAAGUGAUCUAAACCACUUGCACAUGCUCUGUCUUAAAAAGUGGCUCAUCGUUUCGUUUGUGUAUAAUGGUAAAAGCCAGAGGAUCAUUGAGGGAUCAUUUACUUUUGUGCUGUUAUUUGUACUCAAGCCUUUUGCACACGUGUCCUGGUUUAUUUUAUUUCAACACUGGAAAAUAGAUCAGAUUAUAAAAGUGUAUCCUUAACAGCUUUGCUAAUACCAGUACAAUGUCUUCGCUUUUCCUUUUUUGUGACAUUUUGUAAGCAUAAGUGUGUAUAAUACACACUUAUGGGAGUCAGAUGGCUGAGCGGUGAGGGAGUUGGGCUAGUAAUCAGAAGGUUGCCGGAUCGAUUCCCCGCCGUGCAAAGUCGCUCUGGAUAAGAGCGUCUGCUAAAUGAAUAAAUGUAAAUAAUACUAAAUACAUUUUUUACCUACCCCAUUGUUACUCUUUACUCUCAACGACACCAAUUGUACACUGCAGGAAGAAGAAGCAAAUGUGCGUGUCAUUAAAGUCGAAACACUGAG